Molecule: messenger RNA, 6395 nt
Organism: Dicentrarchus labrax (European seabass)
Lineage: Eukaryota; Metazoa; Chordata; Actinopteri; Moronidae
Gene: pxk
Product: PX domain containing serine/threonine kinase
Exons: 18
Coding region: 192-1937 (581 amino acids)
Biological process (GO): protein targeting to lysosome; early endosome to late endosome transport; protein phosphorylation
Cellular component (GO): early endosome; extrinsic component of endosome membrane; late endosome
Molecular function (GO): ATP binding; phosphatidylinositol binding; protein kinase activity
Source: RefSeq, a predicted model, not a curated record
CGCACUUCCUGGUUACGGUGAAGCUAAGCUAGUGGCUACGUCGCUGCUCUCGGUGUGUGUUCGUCCUCCGGUCCGCGGGGCUCCCUCCUCGGUCGGUCGGUCGGUCGGUCUCCCUCCCCGGCGGCUUCCACUCACUGACAGCCGGACAAACUCUCCCUCGGGUCGGACGUUUCGCGGUGAAAUCCUCCGGGAUGUCUUUCCUGGAGAAGCCGUCCCCCGGCAGGCUGCUGCUGGACGACACCGUCCCGCUGACGGCGGUGAUCGAAGCGAGCCAGAACCUGCAGUCCCACACGGAGUACAUCGUCCGAGUCCAGAGGGGCGUAUCUUCAGAGAAUAGCUGGCAGGUGAUCCGGCGUUACAGCGACUUCGAUGUUCUCAACAGCAGCCUGAUGGUGUGCGGCAUCAGUCUCCCUCUUCCUCCCAAGAAGCUAAUCGGAAACAUGGAUAGGGAGUUCAUAGCAGAGAGGCAGAGAGGACUACAGACCUAUCUGGACUCAAUUACCCAGCAUCCCCUGCUUUCCAGCUCCAUGUUUGUGAAGAAGUUCCUGGACCCCAACAACUACUCCGCCAACUACACAGAGAUCGCCCUGCAGCAGGUCUCCAUGUUCUUCAGGUCGGACCCAAAGUGGGAGGUCCAGGAGCCUCUCAGAGACGUCGGCUGGAGGAUCAGGAAGCAAUAUUUUUUAAUCAAGAACAAAGAGCAGCCCAAGGAGAGGUAUCUGCUGAGCUGGGUGGACCUGGGUCCUGAUAAGUUCCUGUCAGACAAAGACCUGCAGUCAGCCAUGAAGCUGCUGACCAGCCUCUCUACUCCAUAUCUUUGUCCGCUGUUGUUCUCCAGCACCAGUGAGUCUUCAGCUCUCCUCAUCCGACCGUUCAAUGAGAGAGGCUCUCUGAGAGACCACAUCUGUAAGGUAAAGCCCAGAGAGAGUUACCUGAAGAAGUACUGUAACCCGAAGAAGAGUCAGGGCCUCGAACUGCAGCACAUCAAACUCUACGGCCGCCAGAUACUGGAGGGUCUGAAGCUCCUCCACGAUGGCGGCGUAUUUUUCGGUCACCUCCACGCGUCCAACGUAAUUGUGGAUGACGGCGUGUGUCGACUGAUGGACGUAGAGAACGGCAUGCUGGGAGUUCCCUCAGCGCUGCGACCUGCCUUCACCCAGCUCAGGAAGAUCAACUCCACAGAAAGCAUCGACGUCUUCUGCUUUGGACAUUUACUGUACGAGAUGACGUACGGCCGUCCGCCAGACAGCGUCCCCAUCGAUCAAUACCCCGCUGUCCCCUACACCGCUGUGGUGUCAGUGCUGCAGUCCAUCCUGUCCACAGAAGCCUGUAAGAGCGGGAUGCCAACAGUGUCGGAGCUCAUGCAGACACCGCUUUUCAGUGACGUCCAUCUCCAACACUCAGAGAAACUCCAGAUCAAGGUUCCCAGCAGGCUAAAAGAGGCGCUGAAGACGGCAAAGGAGAGUCUGGAGAAGAGGCUGCAGGAGGAGCAGAGAGUGCUCCACCAGCACCGGAGGCUGACCAGAGCUCAGUCGCACCACGGCUCAGAGGAGGAGAAGAAGAGGAGGAAGAUUCUGGCGAGGAAGAAGUCCAGACAGUCGGCUUAUGAAAAUGAAGAAGACGUCUCUGUCAGGAACAACAAUAACUCUGGUUCUGGAGCCAGUUCCCCUCCCACAUGCCCCUCCUCCCCCACCCCUCCAUCCACUACAGGUACGCCUCCCGGACUGCUCCUCCCCCCUCCUCCUCCUCCUCCUCCUCCUCCUCCCCCUCCGAUGCCGGACUCCUCCUCUUCCUCCUGUCCUCCUCCCCCUCCUCCUCUGUCGUCCUCUGACGGAGCGGGAGGAGGUCGCUCCGCCUUGCUGAGCUCCAUUCAGACCUUCAGUAAGGGCAAACUGAAGAAGGCCGAGACCACAGACCACAGCAAACCCAUCAUCUGACCGCCGCCCACCGCCGCCACCACCACCUGUCCUCGCCUGGGGAACUGUCACUACGGCAACAUGACCGACCCACUGGUUCCGCACUGUGGUUCGGACUGGUUUACAUCGUCGCUUCUUGACACGCGAAAAGGAAUCACUAACAAAUAAUCCAAGUACCAUUUUAGUUUUUAUUGCUUUUUCUGCUUUUAAUUUUUUAAAAUCUGUUGCUGUGGUUAGAAAGAGUAGAGGAUGGGCGGGUGGCCGGGGUGGGGGGCGCCUCAGUCUGGACAAUCCUCGGCACCUGAAUGUUUGUCUUCUCCGGCUGCUCUGACACUAGAAGACAGCCACCAGGCUCUGGGUAGAUGGAGUCUGGUGAGCUCCUUUCCUGAUCUUCAGGCUUGUGAAAGUGGCGGUUGAACGUUUUGGAUUAUGAACUUUUGGAGCCACUGUGGACACUCAUCCCCCCGCUGGAUGAUGAAGUUGAAUUUUCUGGAUUCAAACCUUUAACUUCAAUGCUCUGACAGUGUCGUGGCGCUGUAGUGGUCGUAAUCCCGGAGCAGCAGAGAAGUUGCUCCAACUCCAGCUUUUCCCUCUUUUGAAAUCAUCUCUGAACUUUAACAUGUAGCCUCCAGGAUCUAUGGAGACUAUUUCACCGCAGGACGCCGGUUACACAAAAACAAUGAAGCUACACUGCGGGAAAAACACUAUCAUCGAGUCAUUUCUGUCUAUAAUUAAGUCCCAAAAAACACAAUUUAAAAACAAUCUUCCAGUUUAAUAGAAAUAAAUGUCUCAGUUUUCAUUUCAUUUUCUAGAAAUGUGUUUGCAUCUUGAAACGAGAAAUAACGCAGGUUGCUGCACUAAAAGCAAGAAAAAAGGAACUUAAAACAUAUAUACAAUACAUAUUACAUACAUAUAUUUGCAUUGGAAACAGAAAUCCUUCCCAAACUCGUUUCGAGAAAAUAAAUCCCAGACAAAAAUGACUUGAUGAGAAGUUUGUUGCAACGUGUUAACUAACCAUAGUCGAGUUGUGAUUGUGAGACGUCCUGAUUGGUCAGUUGUAGAAUCGUUCUGAAACAACGUAACCGCUGUUUCAGAUCAAAGAGCGAAGAGUUUGCACGAGGUGGGUGAAGAGCAGCACGUAAUCCUGCGAAGCUAAGCAGCUAACCACAAUGCUACAGACCACAUUGGUGCGUGUUUCCAUCCAUCUGGGUUUUUUUGCGCAUAAAAAAAAUCUGAAAGGUAAAAAUUUGCACACUUGGCUGAGCAAGAAAAGUUGGUGUUUAGGUAAAAACAAAGUGCAAUGUAAACACAUAAAACGUCCACUCAAGAGACGACAACACCAAAUGUGUGUGGAGCAGCGAGGAGACGGUAACCUUCCUCGAAUGAAUACAUGAAACAAUCAUUAUUUCCAUCAUGUUUUCCACCCUCUCAGGUUUUUGUCCUCUUGUUAAUCUCAAAGCUCCCAACGGUGGAGGAUAGAAAGGCACAUUCAGUUUUCUUUUGCCAAUUUUCUGCAAAUUUAUUUAAUAUUUGCGCUUCAUUUGGAUUGAAACUGGACUAACGGGAUGUAAACAAUCACAAUAUAUACGUUUGUUUUUGUUUUUUUUUUUUUUGUGGUGUCUUCGUCUUCUCAUCCUGAUUUUCCUGGUAGGACUCGGGAUGUAAGAAAACAGCUGGAAUUGAGGCACAAAAUUACGCAAUUCUUCUCUACAGUGAAAUUCUCGCCAUCAUACUGCAACUUCUGCCUCACGUCAGAAAGAGAAUACCACGUUUGUUUGCUCCAGUUCAGUUCGGUUUAACUUUUGGCUGCUAAACGUGGCAGAAAAAUAAGUGUAGGGCGUGCCACUGUGGGUAGUGCAGCUGCUCUCUUCAUUGGAAAAUAAUGGCCUUGCCUCUACACAAUGUCAAAACUUGCACUUUUGGUGUGAAACCCUGAGAUACUGGUCAGACGGGCCCGUACUGUCCCAGAUCAGAGCAAUGUGGAUCCACAGCGACGAGCUCUGGUUAUAUUUAGGGUCUGAAAUUAAUCUGAAAUUAGUGUUUUGUGGCAGAAGAUUAAAUAAACAUCACUAACAUGUAAGAUUUUGGUGAUUUAGGUCUUUUACAGCAGAAUAAAACCUUAUUGUUCCACAUCAGAUUUCCCUCCUUCCAGGCCGCCGUUGGGUUACAGAGGAAGGAUUACACAGAUUUAAAACUUGCUACAGAGAAAAUCCAUUUUAGUCAGCAUUACCUUAUUAAAGUAGUAGUAAUAGCUUAUAGUGGUAACUUAACGGUGCAUUCAGGGACUCUAUUGAACAAUCGUAAUUGACUGUACAAUCAAAACAGAAACUUUUCAUAAUGAAACGAGUGGCAACAACUUCUCAUUCUCCUGAAUUUGAAUUUACCACAAACAGGACGCACACUUUUAACUGGAGGUUGAAGCUUUGAAUAAUCUUCUUCUUAUCAUAAUUAAUGGUGGUAAAACAGCCAGAACCACAAACACAUGGUGAAAUGAAAUAAAGAAGCAGUUUUCCACCCCCACCAACCAGAUAUUGAAGGCAUCGACCAACACUAGACUCAAAAAGUUGAGAUUUGGAAACAGCCCGACUCUAAUUAGAUGCUGGAGUGUCGAUAAAUCUCUGCCCACAACCGCACAAUCACGGGACAAUAAUUUAAUUUAUAUAAAAUAAAAUAUGACGAUAUAGGCAGAGAAAUUGAUCUCUCUGCCGCAAGUUUCAAACCUUUCAUAGAAACGACCUGAAAUCAUCGGCGGCCUGGAACAUCAGUCGCAUCCUGGUGAUCAGAGAGUUGUUUGCCUUUAACUGCUAAAGACGUACAAGUACAAGCACUGGUGACUUUAAUACCUUCCACAGAGCUCAGUUUACCUUCAUUUGACGGUUAAUUUCAGACCCUUUUUUUGUGUUGAUUCCUUUUAAGUGUUUCUGCUUCUGUUUUAAUUAUGUUGUGUUUUAAUGUUUGUUGUCACAGAGCUGAGAUUCCUUUAUUUUAUUGUGCCAUAUGGAUCCUUGUGCCUAUGGAAAUCUGAAUGUUUUUUUGUUAAAAUAUUGUAUGUUACAAUAAUCUGUAACCACAUCAUCGGUAUGCACAAAACUCUGUCUGAUAGGAGGCUUUAAACACUUCAGCACACAGGAUGUUAUUAUGUGGUUACUGCUGUUAAGAGUUUAGGUGGAUCAGAGCAACAUCCCUAAAUAAGAAACGCAUUUUCAUUAUCUUUUUGUCUAUAAACAGUUUUUCUAGAACCCAACGAUAUUCAGCUGAUGUAAAAGAGUAAAGCAGCAAAUCCUCACAUUGGAGAAGAAGGAACUAAAGUAUAUUUGUACAUUUUUGCUUUAAAAAAAGUGACUUAAAAUGAAUUGUUGCAGAUUAGUUUCUACCAUUCGACUAAUCGAUUGAAUUCAUUCGACUUUAUUAUUUUUCCAAUACAAAUAAGCCUUGUUUGUAAAUAAUCAAGCCGUAAAAGUAAAAAAAAUUAAAUGUUGAAUUCUUGGUUUUGGACAUUCAGAUCCAACUCUGAGUGUAAAGGAGAUCUUCAGUCUAUGAAUAUGUACUAUUGUUUUCACCAGAGGUUCUUAUAGUAGCUUUACUGGAUCGUAUCACACAAUCUUCCUUCAUUACUCCUUUACAAGUGGGCGUGCUGCCACGGACCCUCAGGGUAGAAACACAAAUCUACUUUACUCAUUAACAAUAACAAAGAAAACCUCAGUGGAAGCAGCAGUUGCCUGUAUUAUUGGAUCUGCACCAACUCACCUGUAAUCUACCUGACGUACUGCGUGUUAAAGUGUUAGCCUCUGUGUCGGACAGAGCUGCUAUGGGAGCAGAUUUUGUUGUGAAGUUUGAGCUGAUGACUCUGAUUCACUACGAUCCAAGUUCGAGCACUCAGAGAGUUUAAAAAAAAAAAAAAAGACUGCUCUAUGCUGAAAUCAUGUGUUUUAAUUAUUCAGUGCAAUCCGGUCCAAUGUGAUGGUCUUCAUGUCUUGAAUUGUCAUUUAAAUUGUAUCAGAAUGUUUCUCUGCAGCACUUUACCCAUCGAGGGGUGGAAGACGAGUCCAGAGGUGUGUGUGUUUGUUUGUUUGUUUGUUUGUUUGAAAGCAGAAUGAGUUCAGGGUCCCAGAGACGACGCUGGAUUACGUAAAUUAAGUAAAUUGAAAAACCACUCAUCGAUCUCCAGGUUCAUUUACAGUUAGCACACGUUAGAUGCAUCAAAUGUUUAGUCCCAAUGUCAUCUUUAGGUAAAUUUAUCUCCUCUACAUUUAAUGCAGCUGAGAAAUCUUCAUCAUCUGUAUUGAAAUAAAAACAAUCUGAGCAAACCUGCUGUGAUACGAAAUAAAAACUGUAUCAACCGAAUGAACAUUUGAUUGAAAAAUAUUGUUUUGAGAGUAAGUAGUGUUCAUUGGAAGAGCUUGUGGCGAACUGUGUGUUUGAUAUAUGGAAGGUUUGAAAUGCCUAAAUAAAGGAAAGAAUAUAUAUAUAUACAUAAAA